Messenger RNA from Protopterus annectens (West African lungfish), 1050 nucleotides. It is a transcript of the gene MED10, whose product is annotated as mediator complex subunit 10. The coding region runs from base 135 to 542 and encodes 135 amino acids. Gene Ontology annotation, cellular component: chromatin; mediator complex. Lineage: Eukaryota; Metazoa; Chordata; Ceratodontiformes; Protopteridae. The transcript has 4 exons. Gene Ontology annotation, molecular function: transcription coregulator activity. The record is from RefSeq and is a predicted model, not a curated record. Gene Ontology annotation, biological process: positive regulation of transcription by RNA polymerase II.
CGUAUCUUAUUGCUUCCUUGUUGAUGUCGCUGUAACUCGUAAAUUGUGUGAGGGCCUUUUUGCGGGUAUGUGUUGUGUGCAUUCACGGGUCGCAAGAAAUCUUUUUGUUUACGGAUCAGUGUUAAGACCUGAGAAUGGCUGAUAAAUUUGACAAUUUGGAAGAACAUUUAGAGAAAUUCGUGGAAAAUAUCCGCCAGCUGGGGAUUAUCGUUAGUGAUUUCCAACCAAGUAGCCAGCCAGGACUAAAUCAGAAAUUGAGUUUUAUGGUUACAGGAUUACAAGACAUUGACAAGUCCCGGCAGCAACUGCAGGAUAUCAAUGUGCCAUUGGAAGUAUUUGAAUACAUCGAUCAAGGACGUAAUCCACAGCUGUAUACCAAAGAGUGCCUGGAAAGAGCUCUGGCCAAGAAUGAACAGGUCAAAGGCAAAAUUGACACUUUAAAGAGAUUUAAAAGCCUUCUCAUUCAGGAGUUGAGCAAAGUUUUUCCAGAAGACAUGGCUAAGUACAAAGCAGUGCGAGAAGACGACCACCCACCUUCAUAGCACAACUUCUUUUACAACCUUGUGCUAAAACGAAUUGCAUACAAUUUGUCAUGGCUGAUUUUGUGUUCAUCAUAAAGUGAAAAUUUUGACCGCAAGUGCAUCUGUCCUGUGAGAAAUGUAGCAAAAUGUGAUUCUCUUUGCAAAGGGCAUUAUUUUUUUUUAAUGGUUGUGUUCUAGAAUGGUCUGCAUACCCUGUGGUAGGUGACAAGGAAUGUGCCUUGAAAGCAGUUUGAACUGUAAUAGGUUUUGGAUAAAAGCAGUAUCACUUUUUUUUUUGAAAGACAUGGUUGCAUUUUAUUUUUUGUACUUUGUAACAGAUAAUGGAGCAAAGGGUGUAUUAAGAUACUCGUAUCCAUUAAGACUUAAGUUAUGGUGAAGUUCAUUGGUUUCAUGUGAAACUGAAAUAAGAUUUUUUUAAUUGAUUGAAUAAUGACUGCAACCCUUGCUUGCUGCUUAAGUGUAGAGUUUUUUCUAAUAAACUUUUGUUAAGUUGUUUUACAUUUAUAAA